CUAAGCAGCAUUAGCCAAGAAAUAUUUAUACAUAUAUCUCCCGAAACUGAAAAGUGUUAAUUGAGAAUGGAUUUGACUGGUAAAAAUGUGGUUUACCUCGGUGGCUUUGGGGGUAUUGGCCAAAAAGCGUGCGCCCAGCUGCUCGAGCGCCGGAUCAAGGCGCUGGCCAUAUUUGAUCUGACGCUGAGCGAGCAGCUCUUGGCAGCAUGGCAGGCGCAAUAUCCAAAUACUGAUAUAUUCUAUCAAAAAGUGGACAUCACCCAGAAGUCAGAGAUUGAGGCGGCCUACAAGGCAGCGGCUGAACGCCUGGGUCACUUCGAUGUGGUUGUGAACGGCAUUGGUCUGAUGAACGACAACUUUGUGGAGCUGACAAUUCAAAUUAAUCUGCUGGGCUUAAUCCAAAGCUCCUUCAUAGCCUUGGAGCACAUGGAUAAGAGCAAGAGCGGUCGAGGUGGAGUCGUAAUCAACAUCUCUUCGGUGGCUGGAAUUCAACCAACUCCGCUCAUGUCCGUCUACUCGGCCGCCAAACAUGGAGUGACAGCCUUCACUCGAGGACUUGGAAGUGCGCAAUUUUAUGAGCAAACUGGCGUUGCUUUUAUAACGGUCUGUCCAGGGUUUACGGACACGCCUCUGCUCUUCGACAUGAUGAACAAGAUGACAUUCAAGCCUCGCACAACCAUCGACAAGCACACACACAAGGUCCAAUCUCCCGCGAUCUGUGCCUCGAAUCUCGUCAAGGUCAUCGAACAGGGCAAAAAUGGCAGCGUCUGGCUGCUGGAGCUGGGCGAAAUGAAAGAGCUCGAUAUGCCCGUUAUGUGGAGGCCAACGCUGCAGAGCUGAGCAUACUCCAAAUGCAAUAAAAAAUAUUUGAAAUAUAUCAAAUCAACUUUUCAGACUUGUUAAUUGUGCUAAACUCUCGCAUCAUUCGAAAAUCUCCCUCAUAAUCAACCACAGAAAUUUUUAUAUGCAAUAGAAUCAAACCACAAGAAUCGAACG
Molecule: messenger RNA, 996 nt
Organism: Drosophila arizonae
Lineage: Eukaryota; Metazoa; Arthropoda; Insecta; Diptera; Drosophilidae
Product: alcohol dehydrogenase 2
Cellular component (GO): cytoplasm
Molecular function (GO): alcohol dehydrogenase (NAD+) activity
Source: RefSeq, a predicted model, not a curated record